This is a messenger RNA of Emiliania huxleyi CCMP1516, 753 nucleotides long. RefSeq lists its product as hypothetical. The transcript is spliced from 2 exons. The coding region runs from base 1 to 753 and encodes 250 amino acids. The record is from RefSeq and is a predicted model, not a curated record. NCBI's taxonomy places the organism in Eukaryota, Haptophyta, Isochrysidales, Noelaerhabdaceae.
AUGCUGUCGCCGCUCGAAAAGAAAUAUUUUCGCGCGCCCGCUCCACAGCGACUCGCGCCUACAAACCACCUGCGCGACUCGGGCAACACGUACGUCAGUCACGCUAUGCGACGCCAGAUUCUCCUCGUGUUGGACGCGACCGAGGCCAUGGCACCGCACCUGCGCUCGCUCCUCGACGACACUGUUUGGCCACUCCUCGAGCGCUGGCUCGGCGAGGCCCGGACGAGCACCGAGGCGGCCCUCCUCACGGUGCGGGACGAGAGCACCGGCUGGGGCGCCAUCUCUCCCUUCACAACCUCGCCGGCGACGCUCCGCCGCUGGCUCGACGCAGUGCCGCUGCACGGCGGGCUGGACCCGCCCGAGCUUCUGUGCGCGCUGACGCUGGUGGCGAGUGCGGUGCCGUGGACAGCGGCGCGCGAAUGCCGGCACGUGCUGCUACUGACCGCCUCGGUGCCUCUUCCGCUGCCGACAUGCACCGAUCCAGAAGCGCACCCGUUUGCGCCUGUGCCGGAAGCCCUCGCCGCGAGCGGCCUCUCCCUGUCAGUCAUCUCGCCCGUCGCCGCCGUGAACCUCGCAGCUCUCCACUCGUCCUGCGCGCGGCCAGCACCACCACGCGCGCCCGCUCCCGUUGCAAUUUCCAGCGACGGCCCGCCGAGCCAGAGCCCUCGCUCCGCCAGCCCGGCGGGCGGGAUGACCAAGCUGUGGGAGGGCGCCCUGCUGCUUACCGCCGAGGAGGGCAGCGUAGAUCUAUGA